Messenger RNA from Didymodactylos carnosus, 375 nucleotides. The record is from the annotation of a GenBank genome assembly. Lineage: Eukaryota; Metazoa; Rotifera; Eurotatoria; Philodinida; Philodinidae.
AUGAAACCACCCAUGAACCUUAAUCACAUCCAGAUUGUUGAUCGCACAAGCGAGAUGGUGAUACAUCCGAAAAGACGUUAUUCAUAUUGCAUAAAGUUGAUUGGGGAAAUGGAAGAUGAUGGUGAAAAUGCAGUACCAUCUAAGCGUCAUACACAAUCGUUCGAUUGCGGUAGACGAGAACAAGGUUUACUAAAUCCAGAACAAAUCCCUCGUAUCGUUCGCCGAAGUCUUCUCGAUCUACACAAAGCAACGGUCGAAAUGGCGCAACCAUUCACAAAAUACUCGUCAUCGUUAUCCAUAGGCGAAAAUCAACGACAACAAAAACCAUUGAUAAUGGGAACAUCCAGCCGUUAUGUGCAAGAAUCACCGGUGUAA